Molecule: messenger RNA, 1479 nt
Organism: Rattus rattus (black rat)
Lineage: Eukaryota; Metazoa; Chordata; Mammalia; Rodentia; Muridae
Gene: Tmem139
Product: transmembrane protein 139
Exons: 3
Coding region: 420-1064 (214 amino acids)
Source: RefSeq, a predicted model, not a curated record
GCGGGGCGCAGUCCAUGGGUGUCGGGCUGGUGUGGGCGGAGAGGGUCUGCGAGUUCUUGCUGCACUGAGUUCAGGAAACUGGCAGGGUGUUUGACCGAUGUAAGCUGUCUUGAGAUUGACUGUUGCUGUUUUCUCAGAUGAAAAAGGGCGUCUUUUCCCAACAGCCUUCCAGCCUCUGUGCGGGCAGGAAACUUGAAAUCUGAGAUUAGCGAUUUGUGGGGAGGAGGACUGGUCAGGACGUGGGGUAGUCAUUAGGAUUUCUAGUGGUUGCCCUAGGCCUUUCUAAGAUUCUUCCUCACUUAGUUUGUGUCCUUGUGUCCUUGUUGUGUCUGGGUUCACAUUUUCCUCCUUCUAGAGCAUGGGCUGACUCAACUGUGACUUGCAGCAAACGUCACGCUGACAGGUGCCUGGGAGGGGCGAUGGUGCCAAGGCAGCUGUUGGGGAAACUGAAGCAGCCGUUUCUCUUCCUGAGCAGUGCCUCCCUCCUCCUGGGGCUGGCUUUACUGGUCAUACAGCCUGAUGUCGCCCCUGUUGCUUACUUCUUCCUCUGCUUGGCUGGCUUCUGCUUUAUCGCUUGCCUCCUGGCCUGUGUUAUGGAACGGUGUCUCCAAUCAAUGCCAAGUUCAAGGCAGACUGACAAUCCAGAGGCCUCGGGCAAUGCACAGAUCAAUGAAGCUUUUGAGGUGCCAACCUAUGAACAGGCUGUAGUAGUGAUGGAUUCACAAUCACAGCACCAUCUCCAAGAGCUGGAGCAACCACCCCCUUACAGCAGUAUCAUAAUAUCCCCAGGAAUUGAGGGGGCACAGCCUAGCCAACCAGAGAGGCCCGACACAGGCAGUCAGAAAAGGCGAGUGGGCUCAGAGGGGACAAUGACGCCCAGAGGAAACCCUGGAAGAGCUCUUCGACUUAGGGGUCCACGAGUUGUGUCCACUGCUCCUGAUCUGCAAAGCUUGAGGGUGGCCCCAAAACUGGAGCCUAAUACUCCACCCCCUGCCUAUGAAAUCGGUUUUGCUCACCCUGAUGAUGACAGUGUUUUCUAUGAAGAUAAAUGGAUACUUCCCUAAGCGAUGCUCUCAGAACCUAUCACCUGUGAACUCAUUUGCCCAGCAUUUCCUAAUAUCUAUUGAAUCAGAAGUUGGUUUUGCCCUAACAUCACAAUUGACGCCUUCAAAGCAGUGGGGAGUUAGGCUCCGGAAUGUUCUUCACAGUCGAGAUAUAAAUGGCAUACCUGGAUUCUUCUGGAAACAUUCUGGAGCCUACCUGACGAGCAGUACUUCCAACGUAAGGUGGAAGAAGAGAGAGAUAAGUUACCAAGAGAAGCUGGAGGGGUACCUCGGAGUGACAGUUGUGUUUCUUCUAUUGCAGACACCAAGAGAUUCCUGAUGGGGAUGAGAGAUUCUAAGGGUGAGGGGAGCUGAAUAGUUUGCACAAGAACGGGAUGCUAGUAAAAACAUAAAAAUAACUCGAAUCGAAUCCCAA